UGACAUGCUAAUGCAAGACACAGACGGGGAACCGGACUGAUAGGACCAGUACCAGGAGAGGGUCAGCACUAUCACAAUCAUCAUGGGAAACUGUUGCGAGAGAUUGGGUCCACAGAAGAACACGUACGUCCGUGUGAGUCUGCCAGCCGUCUGCCUUGUCUGGCAGAUUGCUAUGAUCAUCCUGUUUGGGGUUUUCAUCCGCUAUGGCAAGGAAUCAGACGCACACUGGGUGGAGUACAAACAUAAAAAUAACCUCACCGACAUUGACAAUGAUUUCUACUUCAGAUAUCCCAGUUUCCAGGACGUCCAUGUGAUGAUCUUUGUUGGAUUUGGUUUCCUCAUGACCUUUCUGAAACGCUACAGCUACGGCGGCGUGGGCUUCAACUUCCUGAUCGCCUCGUUCGGCCUGCAGUGGGCGCUUCUCAUGCAGGGCUGGUUCCACUCCCUUGAUCUGGACACUGGAAAAAUCUACAUUGGGGUUGAGAACAUCAUCAAUGCAGACUUCUGCUGCGCCGGCUCUCUGAUCGCCUUCGGUGCCCUGCUGGGUAAAGUGAGCCCCGUCCAGCUCAUGGUUGUCACCUUGUUUGGUGUCACUUUGUUUGCUGUGGAGGAAUACAUCAUCCUUGAACUGCUUCACUGCAGAGAUGCUGGUGGAUCUAUGAUCAUCCACUGCUUUGGAGGGUAUUACGGACUGGCCAUCUCCUGGGUGCUCUAUCGACCAAACUUACAUCAAAGUAAACAGCUCCACGGGUCCAACUACCACUCGGAUCUGUUCGCAAUGAUUGGUACAUUGUUUCUGUGGAUGUUCUGGCCCAGUUUCAACUCAGCCAUCGCAGACCACGGCGACGGACAGCACAGAGCGUUCAUAAACACCUACAUCGCCCUCGCCUCCUCCGUUCUCACUGCUGUUGCCUUGUCCAGCAUGUUCCAUAAAAGAGGAAAAUUGGAUAUGGUUCAUAUCCAGAAUGCCACUCUGGCAGGUGCUGUAGCCAUGGGAACGGCAGCAGAGUUUAUGAUCACUCCUUACGGCGCGCUUAUUGUGGGCUUCUGCAUGGGCAUCAUCUCCACCUUCGGCUUCGUCUUUGUCACACCCUUUUUGGAGAAAACCCUAAAGCUCCAGGACACAUGCGGUAUUCACAAUCUGCAUGCCGUCCCAGGAAUGCUUGGCGGCUUCCUCGGUGCUGUCGUUGCUGCAGCGGCUAGUGAGGAUGUCUACAGUAAAGAAGGGCUGAUAAAUGUAUUUGAUAAGGAGGGCAAAUAUGCAAACAGAGGAAUGGGAACACAGGGAGGAUAUCAAGCUGCUGGGACAUGUGUGUCGAUUGCCUUUGGACUGGUUGGAGGAGCCAUUGUUGGGUUCAUCCUGAAGAUUCCUAUCUGGGGUGACGCUGCUGAUGAUCACUGCUUCGACGAUGAGGCUUACUGGGAGCUUCCUGAGGAAGAGGAGGAGACUCUUCCUCCUGUUUUGGAGUACAACAACCACAUGAUUCACAAAGGCCAAGACAUAACCGAGUCCAGUUUCUGUGUUGAGCAGAGUUAGAGACAAGCUGUUUAAAUUUGAACAUAAUGCAGCUCUUCAGCAACAUAAUUUAUGAAGGUUUUCACUUUGCCAUUUUUUCUUUUUUGACGACUUCUACACCUGAUACAAUAAUCAGGAUCUGAUUAUCGGAAACUAAAAUGUUAAGUAUGUUUUUUUUUUUUAGAUCUAAAAUCAAUUCAACCAGAUUUAGUGUGGACGUUUCAUUGAGGAACAAAUGUUAUAAAUUAUUGCUGUGACCGUGGUUCUUACUUCAGCCUGUAUGAUGUGAAGUUGGAUGUUUUUAUGUUCUAUAUGCUGAUUUUUGUCAAUACUUUUUCAAUGUAAUUAUGUCUAAAGCAAUUUAACUUACUACAGAAAAUUGUGUAGCUGAAAAGGAUUUUAAAAUGUGCUAUUUUAUGUAAUGCAAACAGGAAAUAAUCAGGUUUGAAAAAGGCUGGUGUUGUCAAAUAUGACAGGUUUGAAUAAUGUAUCUACCUCCAUAGUAGUCUGCAUUUAUCAUUAAUUCUUACAGAGUAACCAUGAUGCCAUUUAUUCAGUUUGAUUGCUGGAAUGUUGAUUGUUAACUCCAGUUGCCAAAGGAAGUUCACCACCAGGAAAACUCAGAUUUCAAACAUCUAACAAACGUGUGCUCCAUUAAUGACUGCAUCUCACGAACAGGAUUGUCCUAAGAUGAUAUUUAUUAAGAAAAACAGGACUAAUUUCUGACAGCUACUGUUUAAAUAUUUAAUUACAAGUCCUUUGAAUUGUUUGUAAAAGUUUAUGAGACAGCAAGGGUUGAAAAGUCUUGUGUAUUUAAAAACAAAAUAGAAGGUUUUUAUCAGUAUGCAGCGUGAAACCUCACCACCAAUAAAACCUCAGUCGUAUGUAAAAUAAUGGGCCAGACAUAUUUUUCUGGCAUAUUAUUUAGAGUUUCAAAAUAACUUUUGAAACUCUAACAGUUUCAAAAGUUAUUUCUCUUAUCGACAUAUUAUUGUUCUAGAUUUUGUAAGAUGAAAUUGUAUUUACCUGAAAUAAAAAAAAUAAAAAAUUCUGAGGAAUCAUAAUGUCA
Messenger RNA from Xiphophorus hellerii (green swordtail), 2585 nucleotides. Its product is annotated as ammonium transporter Rh type C 2-like. Gene Ontology annotation, biological process: ammonium transmembrane transport; ammonium homeostasis. The record is from RefSeq and is a predicted model, not a curated record. Gene Ontology annotation, molecular function: ammonium channel activity. Lineage: Eukaryota; Metazoa; Chordata; Actinopteri; Cyprinodontiformes; Poeciliidae. Gene Ontology annotation, cellular component: plasma membrane. The transcript has 11 exons. Bases 83 to 1537 code for a protein of 484 amino acids.